UGCCCGCCAAAAGAAGAACCAUUUCUCCUUUUCAAUCGAUGGCUAUUCUAUCUCCGCCCCCUAAACGCAGAGGGGUAGUCUUCCGACUACAGAACUCAUAACCUAUUUCUUCUUAUUCUUCGAUUCUUCUUAUCAUCCUGUUGCUGCUGGGUUUUCUCGUUGAUUCUGCGGUAUGCACACCAUCUGUUUGAUAAUAUGCCUCAACAGAAUGGAAUUUCCGCUCUGUUUCUGUUUCACCCCUCUUUUGUUGAUUACGUUAUCUGAAGUGAGGAUCUUUGUUCUUUAGGAAGAUGUAUGCUAGAAAGGCGUAUGAGUUGGUGAAGGAGUUAGCGCAGUGCGAGAAAGGGCAUCUUCAGCAAUUCAAUGAGGAUUUGUUCAAUCAAGUCAUUGACCAGUGCACCCAACAUUUUCUAGAGCUUCAGGCUUUGUUUAGGAAGAAGCAGGAAGAAAAUGUGGCUAUGGAAACUAGAAAUGAGGAUCACUAUGGAGCUCUUGUUCACCAUCUUGCUUUACUUCGUAACAAGCGCUGCUUAAUGGCUUACGUGUAUAACCGCACAGAAACUAUACGAAGUUUGUCAUGGAAAGUGGGGUUUGAGCUCUUUGAGCUUCCAGAAGAGAUACAAGAGAAGCUCAGCCUCCCAGAGAAGAACUAUUUUGGGAAGCAUUCUGCUGCUCUACAGACAUAUAUGGCUGAUGUUGGUAUUGACUUGAAUGUGGAUAUGGUGCCGCCUAAAGAUCCUUACAUCAAGGUGAGAGUCCUUGAUGAUAUGGGUGAAGGGAUAUUGCUAAGCAACAAGACUGCCAAUCUCGCCCGUCAUUCAAUGCACUUCCUCAAGAGAACUGAUGCCGAGCAGUAUAUUGCACGAGGCUUGAUGGAAGAGCUUAUAGGUUGACCAAUGCUACAGUAAAGAACAACAUCAUCAUGACAAGAAGUUCUUCGACCUACAGCCAGAUGCAAAAAAGCCUAUUAGUUUCUACCUUUUUUGUGCUUGAUAUUUGUAAUUGUAAUCCCAGAUUGACCAUGGUAGAAGACAAGCAAAUACAUGCUCAUUUGUAGUUGUAGACUUAUAAAUAAAAAAUCAGGACAUAU
Linum trigynum is the source of this 1090-nucleotide messenger RNA. The record is from the annotation of a GenBank genome assembly. NCBI's taxonomy places the organism in Eukaryota, Viridiplantae, Streptophyta, Magnoliopsida, Malpighiales, Linaceae.